Dovyalis caffra is the source of this 5280-nucleotide messenger RNA. NCBI's taxonomy places the organism in Eukaryota, Viridiplantae, Streptophyta, Magnoliopsida, Malpighiales, Salicaceae. The record is from the annotation of a GenBank genome assembly.
AUGGAGAGAGAGGAGUUGCAGGCUUUCAAAUCCUUCUCCGGCGAUUCAAUGGACGAGUCUCCGCUUCAACUCGUCUCCGAAAUCGGCGACAAUCUCUGUCGACUCGCUCGCCCCAACAAGGACUUCCUUGUCAAGUCGCUCCGUCGAGUUGCAAAUACUUUAUCACAAAUCGAACAGCCUUUGGAAACUCAUAGAAAGACAGAAGGUAUAAUGAAGUUAGAAGCUGCUGUAAAGCCCUUGAGGAAGUCUAUUCUGAAGCAUGAUCUUAUGAAGCACACUGACAAAGAAGUUAGACUUUUGGUGGCAAUCUGUGUCAGUGAAGUGUUUCGGAUCCUUGCACCGGAACCACCUUUUGAGGACAAAUAUCUCAGGGUAGCGAGACUCUUGCUGUCCUCAUACAUGGAACAUCACCAGCAGUCUUUAAUUAAUGAGAUUUUGUCUAUAAUGAAACAUAUUUUAAACGAGGAGGCUUCUCAGGCACUUUCGGAUGUGAUUUUGCUGAAUCUUAUAAAGGAAGGAAAGGCUGCACCUCACGCUGCUUCUCAGCUGGCUGCUUCUGUGAUCCAAGCUUGUGCAGAAAAGCUUGAGCCAUUAGUUUGUGGGUUUCUAACAACUUGUUUUUUAGACAGAGAUGCUGUUGAAAGUGAGCUUAAAGAAUUUUACCAUGAAAUUCUUUUUAAAGUUUGCCAGUGCGCUCCUCAUAUGCUUCUUGCUGUGAUCCCUAACUUGACUCAAGAGUUACUGACUGAUCAGGUUGAUGUCCGAUUGAAAGCUGUUAAUUUAAUUGGAAAGCUCUUUGCACUACCCGAGCAUCAUGUUGUACAGAAAUAUCACAAUCUUUUUGUAGAGUUCAAAAAUAGAUUCUCUGAUAAAUCUGCAGAAGUUAGACUUAGUGCUCUGCAGUGUGCUAAAGCGUGCUACAUAUCCAAUCCCUCUGGGAAUGUAUCACUUGAAAUACUUAGUAAGUAUUCUGCAACUGCUCUUGAAGGUCGAUUGUUGGACUUUGAUGAUAGAGUGCGAACACAGGCUGCUGUUGUUAUCUGUGAUCUUGCCAGGUCUAACCUGAAAUUUUUUCCACCUGAACUAAUUUCAAAAGUUACUGAAAGACUUCGGGAUAAGAAGAUAUCUGUCAGAAAGAAGGCUUUGCAGAAGUUGAUGGAGGUAUAUAGACAUUAUUGUAUCAUGUGUUCUGAAGGCCACAUGACAGCAAGUGAUCACUUUGAACAGAUUCCUUGUAAAGUCUUGAUGCUUUCCUAUGAUAAAGAUUGCAAGGAUUUCAGGCCCCAAAAUAUGGAGCUUGUUAUUGCAGAGGAUUUAUUUCCUCUCUUUCUUCCUGUUGAGGAAAGGACACAGCGCUGGAUCCAUUUGUUCUCCCUUUUCACUCCUUUUCAUGUGAAGGCACUGAAAUCUAUAUUAUAUCAGAAGAGAAGGCUGCAGGCUGACAUGCAAAUAUAUUUGGUACAACGGAAAAAAGAGAAGGACAGCAGUUCAGAAGAAAUGGAGAAGAGAAUAAAAAAUUCAUUUGUGAAAAUGUCAGCAUCCUUUCCAGAUCCUUUGAAAGCAGAAGAGUACUUCCAUAAAUUGAACCAGAUGAAAGAUAACAAGACUUUCAAUGCACUGGAGCAAUUAUUGGAUGAUCAGACAAUUAAAAGUGCCCAGACAUCUAGAGCCUCUGCUGAAUUGCUUCUGGCUAUUAUCAGUGUUUUUCCUUCCCUUAUGAGGGGUUUCGAAGAGAAGUUUCAAGUGCUGUUAGAAGAACAAAAUCCAAUUAAUGAUACACUGGUUGAAGUCUUGGCCAAAGCGGGCCCUCAUAUUAAAGCCAAAUUCAGUGUUUUUUACCCAUUUUUGGAGAGAAUAUGUCUCAAGGGGACUCGUGUUCAGUCGAAGCAUGCUGUUUCUGCAAUUGCUUCAAUGACUGGCUCUUCUGAUACGUUCAUUUUCUCAAAACUUUGCAAGGAACUUGUGGAUGCUUUAUACAGUGGGUGGAACGCCCCAACCGUAUUGCAGUCCUUGGGCUGUAUUGCACAACAUUCUGUUUCAGCAUUUGAAGCUCAAGAUCAAGAAAUUAGAUCAUACAUAUUUGGAAGAAUUUUUCAAAUGGAACCAUCUAAAGAUCAACCGUCACUUGAUGAUACUUCUGAGUGUUGUGAUUCUUGCAAGCUGAAGGUGAGCGUUAUGGAAGGGAAAUUCACCUCAGAGUUAUCUAUUUAUGCGCUGAAAGCGCUUGCCAAGAGUUUUUUGCCGCAUCGAGGAUCUCAUGUCAAGUGGCGUAUUGAUGAACUGCUAGAUAUUUUGUCAAAGAUGCUUCAAAUGGGUGAUACAUUUGAUGGAAUCAACUUGUGCACAAGUGACAAGCCUCAUAUCAAAUUAGCUGCUGCAAAGGCUGUUCUUCAGCUUUCUAGGAGAUGGGAUUUAUGUAUUUCUCCAGAGAUUUUUCGCUCUACAGUUUUGAUGGCAAAGGAAUCUUGUUCUUUUGUUGGGAGAUCAUUCCUUGAUAAAACGCAUAAGCUGUUGAAGGAGCGUGUUAUACCCAGUAGAUAUGCUUGUGCUUAUCCAUUGGCUGCAUCUGAUCACUGCAAGGAUCUUCAAGAUGCUUCAUUUAAAUACAUGGAAGAAUUUAUCAAGGAUUACAGCAAAGAAGCUCGAAUGCGUCAAACAUCUGGAGUGCAAGGAAGCUCAUGCAUGGAUUAUCCAUCAUACAUUGUUGUUUUCCUCAUCCAUGUUCUCGCACAUGAUGCUGGCUUCCCACCUGAUGGCUGUCAUGAUGAACAAGCGUUGGUAAAUGCUAGUAUCGUCAAUGGUGACAUGGAACAUAUAAAUGAUGCUGUCUUGUAUUUGCUUCUUAUUUUUCGUGCUAUUAGAAAAACCGAAGAUGCUGUUGAUGCUCAUGCAACUCCUAAGCUGGUCAUUCUGGCAGAGAUUGGGAUCGCCAUAGUAAAUGAAUUAAACCAUAAUGGCAGUUCCUCAUCACUUGCCUCUGGGAUGUGCUUUUUGCUACCAUCAUCGUUAUAUAGAAUAAGUGUUGUUAAGAAGUGUGAGGAGGCAAGUUUUGGAAGGACAUUUAACGCUAGCUUGAAACGUCUUGCCAAAUUCAGUGUUGGUGAAAGCUUUUUGAAAAGAGUCGUCCACAUUCUGAAAUCUCAAAUGUCUGGGCCUGCUAGCACUCUUUCCAAACGUAGGAAAAAGGGUCAAGAGGUUAGCAUUCAGUCUUCUGAUGUUGAACGAAACACAAGUAAUCCAGUAUCACAAACAAACGCUCGUUUAUCAUUGAGGGGUACAAGAGAAAAGCAAAAAACUGCAGCUAAGGAAAUUGGUUUGGGAUGUCAGCGAAAACGCGCCGUUUCUCCAAUUGAUUCUGAAUCUGCUGUAUUGCCCAAUAAGCGUUCUGCCAUUGUCAUGCACAAAGAUUAUGCAUCUAAAAGUUCUAAAUCCAUCCUGGAGGAAAGUCGGAAUUCUUCAUCUUGUGUUUCUGCAACCUUGAAACUCUCUCAGCUUGGAUCUCAUGUUUUGAAAGCGGACAGUACCAUUCCUUCUUUAAAAGAAAAUGCUGAGACUAGUAGAAGUAUUACCACCUCCAAAUAUUCCAAGGCCGAGCUUAAAGAAACUCACAGGUUGAGGAUCCAUGUUUAUAGGAAGUGGCGAUCUUGUCACUUUGAUGGAAAGAUGAGAGAAAAUUGUGUUAACAUAAGCAGGAGAAUAUAUGUUGGAAUAUCAGAAGAAAGAAGUGGCGGGUAUCACAAUCCAGAGGGGAAAUGUAUUUCUUAUGAUAGCGGUGACCUUUUAUGCUUGGAUAGUGAAAGCCGGGAGACUAUGAGUGAUAACUCUCUAUUGGAAAAGGUGACAGCUAAACGCCAGGAAUCCUUCAAUCCUGCUGGGUACCCUUCUCUCAGUAGUCAAAAAGAAACUUGUAAUGCAUUUGGAGAUGGUGCUGCCAAACAGACCAAAUGCUUAGCAAGCAUGGAAAGCCGAAGAUUCUCUAACAGAGUGACCUCUUUACCUGCGAAGGGAAAGAAUGGACAGAAAAUUCUCUUGGACACAUCAGCAUCAGAAAUCAUCAAUGUAAAUGAAGAUUGUGUAAGCUUAGAACCUGCUCCCGGUGUUGACCUAGAAGGUCUGGAGGUUGCUAAAGAAUGUCUGGGUGAUGCAUUUAAGCUUGAUUCACCAACUAUUGACGAUAAUCCCGUAGAACCUGGUUUGUUGAUUGAUUUAUUUCGCUCAGUGGAAGCAAAUGAGCACCAAAAAAACAAAUCGGAUUUUAGCCGCGGCACGACUCCUGUGGAUGCUCCCACUUCUUCUUAUGCUUAUGAUAAUACUAAUGAUGGUGGUUUAAUUAGAAGGCGUGUUGGAUUGAUUUUGAAUGUUAUUGGCAUGGCAGGGCUAUCUAGAGAUGAGCUAUUUGGGCAAUUCUUUGCUGCGCUUGAGAAAAUGCACUUCUUUAGAACAACUCCUGACGGGAACGAUGAUCCUGCCCAACUCGAUAGAGCCACACGGUUGUUUCAUGAUGCUUUAAAUGAAAUGGAGAAAAAUGGAUGCCAUUCCUAUGACCGCCACAGUCUAGCCGAAGCAUUAAAGUCACAAGGUAACAGGGCUGUGCAGUAUAAGCUAUACUCUGAUGCAAUAGAGUUGUAUUCUUGCGCCAUUUCACUUUGUGAAAAUAAUGCUGUUUACUACUGUAACAGGGCAGCUGCUUACACUCAGGUUCACAAAUAUAAUGAAGCAAUCAGAGAUUGUCUUAAAUCUGUCGAAAUUGACCCUGGUUACAGUAAAGCCUACAGUCGCCUUGGAUUAGCCUAUUAUGCACAAGGGAACUACAGGGAUGCUAUUGAUAAAGGAUUUAAGAAAGAUAUGCGAGUAUUGGAUUAUAGUCAAGUAGCUGAGCAGAAAUUGAAAGAACAGCAGCAACGAACAGAACGGGACCAGAAUACUAGUUCAUCCAAUGUUGAUAAUCAUGAAUUUAGCAACCAAUCCACAGGGUCUAGGAGCCAUAGUAUGCCAAUGCAAUUCAACAUUAAUGGCAUUCCUGUUGACUUUGCAAGCAUGUUAAGGAACAUGACUGGAUACAUGGGAGAACAAUCUCAAGACAGGCAAGGAGAAGGUGGGAGCGGUAAUGGAUCUGAUGAACCUGAUAUAAGAAUUGGUGGGAACAUUGGUGUGAAUUUGACGGAGAAUAUGCCAGAUGAGCUAAGAGGAGCUUUCAGGUCAGUGAUGGAAAUGUUCUCAGGGGCAGCUUCCCAUGGAAAUGAUCAAGAUGCCAUGAAUGGAAGAUCACCGACAAACUGA